Messenger RNA from Vitrella brassicaformis, 2920 nucleotides. Lineage: Eukaryota; Vitrellaceae. The record is from the annotation of a GenBank genome assembly.
AUUCACAGCUAGCUAGCUACUUCAGUCAGUAGCUCAAGUCUCCCGUCAGCUCACUCUUCUUGCGAGCUGAUCGGUAGAAUGAAAUACACACACACACACACACAAAUACACACACAUUCCCAUCAACUUGAGAGGGAAUGGCGCCAAUUCCCCGCCCGUACCUAUUUUCAUCCUGGUCUCGAGUGUGUCCUUGAGCAGGGGGCUGAGGAAUUGAGUGCGGAAGAAGUCCACGUACGGAUCCAGCGAUGUCUUGCUGGGACCUGACCCAUCACACAUCACGGCACGCACAACCACAGUGGGUUUCGUUGGGUGGCUUUUCGUUUGGGGGCAUGGAUGGAUCGAGCUCACCCAUCUUGGCGUCGCUUUCCCCGCUAUCCACUUCGUCCACCAGACUCCCUGGUUUAGACACACCGGACGGGUGUCACUGUUGUGUCUGCCAUGUGUGUAUGCAUGUGUGUGGUGCUGACUGAGUGUGGGCACGGCGGUGGGAUCGAAGAGAUGCGCCUUCUCGGGGUCGAUCGGCACACACACGCGACCUGAAUGCAUCAGUCAGGGAAUCAAUGACAUUCACGCAGGCACCAAAACGCAUUCUAUUCUCGCCUAACGAUGCUGUCCUGUCUGAGUGUGUGGUCACCCACCUGUUUUGGGGUGCACGCAGAAGGGCGCCUUAAGCAGAUGGUUGAACCCCUUGCUGGCCAAAGAACAAAGCACAGGGAUGCAAUGCAAUGCAGCGAGCCAGCGAGCUGCAUACGUGUGUGUGGCUGGCUCUGACCUGACGUUGAUGUCCAGUCUGGGGAACGCGUAGGCGACCUUGACCUCCGACAUGGCAGACAAGCACUGCCGCUUGAGGGCUUCGUUCCUGGGGACCUUUCCCCACUUGUCCACAGUGUCCUGCAGGCACACACACCACACACGCCACACUACGGACGGCAUCAGCUUGUGUCGUGCAGUGCAGUGCAUGGGUGUCUGUGUUGUCUGUCCAUGGACACACCCACCCACCCACCCGCAGGAACUGCCAGAGCUCGACCGAUGUGAAUCGCGAGUACUUCUUGUCCUCGGUGAUCCACCUCUGCAGCUCCUUGUGCACUGCACCACACACAACACACACACGGGUGCGGUGCUGCCUGGCAGUUGGCGCAUUCACUCACACUCUGUUGGGAGGUACUGGAGGAGUUUGUCGAUGUGCGUUGAGCCCUUGUCGAACCACUUCUGCUGCUGCAUGAGCUUGCGCCAGCCCCAACGGUCGUCCUCCAGCACCUGCAACGCUACCCUGAUCAAUCAAUACACACAUGACACACACAGACAGAAAUGCCCCCGUCUUUCUCUGUGUUGUGUAUGAAUGUAUGUGGGUGUGGUGUGGUGUACUUGGCAAUGGGUGGCGGAUCUCUCUUGUAGAAGUUGACCCUCUUGGCCAUCUUGUCGGUGCCCUGCGUGCCGGGCCGUCCCGUGCCGUGCAUAGAGAGAGGGACGUCAGUACGGAGGGUGUGGUGUUGAUGUGUCCAUUGAGCUCCCGCACCCACAUCGUACCGUGAUGAUGCUGAUGUAGUCGGGAACUGCAUCUCGCGACUCACGCGGCAUCGUGCGGGCCCUCUCGUCACACACCUACGCACACAAACAGAGAGAAACAAAACAUAACACGUCAAACCAUGGAUGGAGCUGGUGCGUUGACGUCAACGCAGCGGCCGGCUCCCUCCCUCCCUCACCCAGCAGUGUAUGCCUCGCCGGCCCGAGUAGACGAACAGCAGGUUGUGGAAGUCGAAGUCAUCUGCAAACACAACACAGCCAUACAUACACACAAACAGAGACAAUGAAUCCAUCUGGGAGGACCCGUGUGUGCACGACUGUGUGGUGGCCUGUGAACACACCCCUGAGCAGGCGAUCCAGGACCUUGACAGCUACCGUCAUGAAAUUCCUGCACGCACCAUAGCCGCCCCGGGGCAGUUCAGUUGCCAAGUCAUCCAUACAUACCCACCCCAAUUAAUUUGCCCACGGCGGGCCUACCGUACCAGCACUUGAGGCAUAUGUUUGCCUCACGGCAGCAGCUGCGGACGUCAUCGUAGUCCGUCAUGUCUAUGUCAAACACCAACUCCUGCGCCAACACACCACAUACCACACCACAACAUCCACGAGUGCCCCCUCGCUCACACACCCAUACGUGUCCUCUCGUCUCACCUUCUGCUGAGGCUCGAAGCUGCCCGUAGCAGAGUCCUUGCGAUCCACCUGCACACGCGCACGUCCCUCUCCCGUCCCCUCAAUGCAGCCACCCACCCAUGUGUGUAUGCAGCCCACAGCCCACCUCUCUGUUGUAGAUGGCCCCGAUGUCUAUCUUGACAGGGUUGUGGAACUUGAGGGCGUUCCUGAAGCUCUCCAGCUUCCUGUAGCACUGCCAUCGGAUGUAGAUCUCGUCGCCGCUGUCCGUGUACUUGGUGAACGAAAACUCCCGCUUCGCCAGGAAAUGCGGAUCAAUCUUCUCGCCGGUGGUCACGCGACGCACGUCGGGAGGAUCUGUGGAAGCACAGACAGCACAUCCAUCCAUCAAUCAAUCAAUCCAUCCAUCCAUCAGUGUUUUCUGUGUGUGCGUCUGUCACCAUGGCGGCAGCAAAGCCACUUGAUGAUGUCCUCCGAGGGAAACAGCAACGCUGCGAACACACACAGAACGCCAGGCAGCCAACCAAUGAAUUGGAGCAUCGCCCAUCGUCCACAGUUCAGUGGCGUCCUCACCAUAGUAGAUUCUGAGCAGAUCUAAGUCGAACUCCUUCCCGCCUGAUGGUGCGGCAGCAGCAGCAGCAGCGGCAGCAGGUCUGAGGUUGGCGCCGUUCGGCUUCUCCUGCUUGGCGUUGGCCUCGUCGUGUGUCCUUUUCCUGCUCUCCGCACUCUCAUCCAUCACCAAAAACAACAAUCUACACCCGCGACAAAAACC